CGCGAUCGCAUCGCGGACGAGUCGCCGCGCUUCGCGGCUUCCGAACGCGCCACGUCGAGGAAGUAAUUCGGGGCUAGGGAACGUCGUGUUCGUCGCGGGCUUCGGGAAUCCCGUCCUCUCGCGUAGGGAUUCGGCCGAAGCGUGGUCGAGGCGGGACAGGAUGCACGCGCUCUCCCGCAUUUUGUUCCGCGAAAACGAGGCUUGGCGAGAGCUUUCUCACGAUAGCGCGGCUAUUCGUCGAGAAUUCGAGGCGUAAAAAUUCGCGCAGUUAGCAGUCGACGUUCUAUAUAGGCAAAUAGGUAGCGAUAUAGCAAUAUAGAGUGUAAUAUAGGCGGAGAAUAUAGCGAGCGAGAUAUAUAUCGACCGAUUAUUCGAUCUCGAGAGGGGGACGCCGUUCAUUUUGGCGGCCACGUGUUUCUUGUCGCUGCCGGCCUUUUGUGUGCACGCCAAGCCGUUGGAUUGAAUAACCUUUGCCGUUUACACUCAUGAGUCUUACAUCAAAAAUGGAAUCUAUGGAUAUAGCGGCAGAGCCUCCUAUCCUGAAUAAAGAUAUCAGCGAAUCAUCCUGCAAGGGAUCUGUAUCCGUUGAUGAUAUGACUUCGAGAGACUAUUACUUUGAUUCCUAUGCUCACUAUGGAAUACAUGAAGAAAUGCUAAAGGAUGAAGUACGCACUGUGACUUAUCGUAAUUCAAUGUAUCAUAACAAACAUCUCUUCAAAGGGAAAAUUGUACUCGAUAUCGGUUGUGGCACCGGUAUUCUCUCCAUGUUUGCAGCUAAGGCUGGUGCAGCUAAAGUCAUUGGUAUCGAGUGCUCUAAUAUCGUCGAGUAUGCAGAGAAAAUUGUAGAAGCAAAUAAUCUGUCCAAUGUUAUAACGAUACUUAAAGGAAAAGUCGAAGAAGUCUCAUUGCCCGAUGGAAUAGAGAAGGUUGAUAUAAUAAUAUCCGAAUGGAUGGGGUAUUGUUUGUUUUAUGAAUCCAUGUUAGAUACAGUGCUCUUUGCCAGAGAUAAGUGGCUCCGUGAAGAUGGUAUGCUCUUUCCUGACAAGGCGACCUUGUUUAUUUGUGGAAUUGAAGACCGGCAAUACAAGGACGAGAAGAUUAAUUGGUGGGAUGAUGUGUACGGAUUCGACAUGAGUAGCAUAAGGAAAGUGGCGAUUAGCGAGCCUCUAGUGGAUGUUGUUGAUCCCAAGCAAGUCGUUACAAAUGCAUGCCUAAUCAAAGAAGUUGAUCUUUACACAGUGACAAAGGCAGAUCUCGAGUUUUCAUCGCCGUUUACUCUGCAAGUUCGUAGAAACGACUACGUUCAAGCUCUAGUUACAUUCUUCAACAUCGAAUUCACCAAGUGCCACAAACGUAUUGGCUUCAGUACUGCACCAGAAGUGCCAUAUACGCAUUGGAAGCAGACUGUCUUCUACUUUGACGAAUACAUGACAGUGAAGAAAGGGGAGGAAAUUUAUGGCGUAUUUUCGAUGAGGCCCAAUGCCAGAAAUUAUAGAGAUCUAGAUUUCAGUAUCGAGUUGGACUUUAAAGGGGAGUUGUGUCAAGUACAUGAAACUAAUAACUAUCGCAUGCGCUGAUAUUCAGUGGAUUGUGCGUCCGUCUCCCCUUUUUUUUUAUAGCUCAUGAGAAAUCAUUUAAUCAAACCGCGAUGGAGUCGAUUCUCUACUAAUUAUGCAAUUAUAAACGAUCGCAAUUAUAAAUAUUGGUAUCGAUGCAUGCGUCGAUAAUUAAUGAUGGUACAUGAGCUGUCAGUCUUGCAAAUCUUUAAUUUUAAAGAAUACGAGAUGAUGCUUCCUGAUUAGACGUUUAAUGUAAUGACUUUUAUAGACAUUCUAUUCUAUAAACGUGUAAAUCUGGAUAAUU
This is a messenger RNA of Nylanderia fulva, 1863 nucleotides long. It is a transcript of the gene Art1, whose product is annotated as arginine methyltransferase 1. NCBI's taxonomy places the organism in Eukaryota, Metazoa, Arthropoda, Insecta, Hymenoptera, Formicidae. Gene Ontology annotation, biological process: chromatin remodeling; peptidyl-arginine methylation, to asymmetrical-dimethyl arginine. Gene Ontology annotation, molecular function: histone methyltransferase activity; protein-arginine omega-N monomethyltransferase activity; protein-arginine omega-N asymmetric methyltransferase activity. Gene Ontology annotation, cellular component: nucleus. The record is from RefSeq and is a predicted model, not a curated record.